Molecule: messenger RNA, 2209 nt
Organism: Stegastes partitus (bicolor damselfish)
Lineage: Eukaryota; Metazoa; Chordata; Actinopteri; Pomacentridae
Gene: chid1
Product: chitinase domain containing 1
Exons: 12
Coding region: 309-1472 (387 amino acids)
Biological process (GO): carbohydrate metabolic process
Cellular component (GO): endomembrane system
Molecular function (GO): oligosaccharide binding; chitin binding
Source: RefSeq, a predicted model, not a curated record
CGUUACCGGGUUCGUUGACGCUCAGAAACACGUUGAUCUGAGUUUUUCAGUCAAACGGGCACCAACCGAGCGACAGUCAGGAGACUUUACCGUAAUUCCAGGUUGUGUGUGUGUGUGUGUUGCAGCGGCAUGAACCGAGUCGUCGCUGUGCGUGUUGUCGGACCUGAAGGCGGACAUGCUGCUGUUUAAUGUGCCUCAGCUCAGUCAGGAAGGAAGCGACUGCACCGCAAACCUGCACACCUGAGAGAGCCCCUUUUUUUUAAAUUAUUUUUUUAUUUUUAUUUUGCUGCUCUUUUAUUUUUUUGGAAAUGAGAACGACGCUGGUGUUGCUGCAUGUCUUCUUCUCGUGCUGCUGGCUGGUCGGUGGCACACUUUCAAAAACUGAUGCAAAGAAGUCGCACAAAGCUGAAGCUGAGACAUCUCCAGCUGAGCAGUCGGUGCUGGACAGAGGCCUGGUGCUGUCAGACCUGCACUGGAAGGACAUAGUGAAGGAGGAGAAGAGGCACUGUGUCCACAUUAAGAAAACAUUUCAAGGUCCAGUGCUUGGAUAUGUCACACCUUGGAAUUCCCACGGCUAUGACGUUGCCAAGAUGUUUGGCUCCAAACUAACAUCAGUGUCUCCGGUGUGGCUUCAGCUUCGCCGACGAGGACCUGAAACGUUUGAUGUUACGGGACUCCACGAUCACGACCCAGGCUGGGUCAAGGCUGUACGCAAGUCUAACAAAAAAGUCAGGAUGGUGCCUCGGCUGUUGUUUGAUGGUUGGUCCUACCAGGACUAUAUGAGUGUGCUGGGAAGUGAGGAUGAAAUUGAGGAGCUGGGCGGUGAGCUGGUGGAUGUUGCAAAGACUGAGGGUUUCGAUGGCUUCACCUUUGAGCUGUGGAGCCAGCUGGGAGGCAACAAAAGAAAGGAACUGGUCCAUUUAGUAAAACACAUGUGUGAGACUUUGAAAGCUAAAAGAUUGGACUGCAUUCUUGUUAUUCCACCUGCUGUGACAAGUACGGGGCAGCCGGGUAUGUUUGGCAGGGAGGAGUUUGAGCAGUUGGCUCCUGUCGUCGAUGGAUUCAGCCUCAUGACAUACGACUACUCCAGCGGUUCCAGACCAGGCCCGAGCUCUCCCCUGCCCUGGGUGAGAGACUGUAUUCUCCAGCUUGCACCAAACACCCAGUGGAGGCAAAAGAUCUUACUUGGUCUCAAUUUGUAUGGCAUUGAUUUUGCAAGCCAAGGAACAGAACCGAUCCUUGGGGGAAGGUACAUCGACAUUUUGCGAGAACACAGGCCAAAACUCGUCUGGGAUGAAUAUUCUGCAGAGCAUUAUUUCAGCUACAAGAGGAACAAUGCCGUGAAGCAUGUGGUGUACUAUCCAUCACUGAAGUCGAUCUACCAGAGGAUCGCUUUAGCUACUGAACUGGGAACGGGGAUUUCCUUAUGGGAACUGGGACAAGGACUUGAUUAUUUCUAUGAUCUUCUAUGAGAGCCGGACUUGUUGAAGACUGUGGAUAUUGGAUUUUUCUUUUUCAAAGAACUUGGUGGUGAAUACAGGUUUUUAUUUUUUUUUGUAUUUUUCUCUCUGAGCAAUCGAAAUGCACUCUGAAAUGAGCCACUGACAGGGUUUAGUUAAUACACAGCUUGUUUGAGAGUCAUGAAAGUGUUGAGAAAUCUUGUCUAAAUGUACGACGCAGAGGUUUGUUGAUUUAUAACGCUCUUGGAGAAAACGAUAGGUACUUCAGUGUAUUUCUUCUCAUUGUGAAAAAACAUAUAUAAUCCAAUCAGAGUGCAGCAACACAUCUGCAUUCAACAACAAAAGGUGCAUGAUCAUCAUCGGUGUUUAUACAUUUUAAAUGAAAGGGGUUCAUUGUUGUUCAAAGGACUUUGGAGCUCAUGUGCCAUACAUACCUGCAGCAUCUUGUCAGUACUAAGCCAGAAAUCAUCUCUGCUCUCGGAACCAGCUGUGCUCGCUGAAAAGACUCAUCCAUCAUCAAGAAUACAUCUGCUCCUGACACAGUUUGCUCAUUUUUUUUUAAUAUUCAAAUCAAGACAUUAAAUUGUGUGGCUUUUCUUAGUUUUAUAAUAACAACAUUGACAAGUAAUGAAGUUGUAUUUGCAGUUUUGCCAAACAUCUGCUCUGACCCAGCAUCUUCCAAUGUUUGUUCAAGAUAAGUGUUUGUUUACUUACAUGAAUAUAAAUGUGGGACAACCAAGCUGUUGAAA